Messenger RNA from Colias croceus (clouded yellow), 5676 nucleotides. RefSeq names its product RNA-binding protein Musashi homolog Rbp6 (gene Rbp6). The transcript is spliced from 12 exons. The record is from RefSeq and is a predicted model, not a curated record. Gene Ontology annotation, molecular function: RNA binding. Gene Ontology annotation, cellular component: cytoplasm. Bases 507 to 1271 code for a protein of 254 amino acids. Lineage: Eukaryota; Metazoa; Arthropoda; Insecta; Lepidoptera; Pieridae.
UUUCGCGCGUUCAGCUUUUCGGUGAUCGAUAGCGCGCGUUUUGAAAAGUUUAUUUCGGGAGCGUAAAGUUUGUCGAGUGGAGUGCGCGCCGAAUGCACUUUGCGGGGCUGCGAGUGGCCGCCGACGGGCGCGCGGCGCCGUUGUGUCGCUCUUCCUUACCUACUCUCGGCCCUCGAUAAAAACAACAAACAGAUUAAUCGACCUGACCGUGCAAUUUAUUCUGUUGCUAAUCUCGUGCGACUCCUUACGUCGCGGGCGACAAUAAUAAUCGGGAUUCAGCCGUAAAGUUUUGUUGUAAUUUACGAAAUUGGCGAUAAGAUAAGAGUCACUAUAUUAAUAGGCAGAAAUAAAAUUGUAGGAUCGCAUGUAACGGUGAUAUUAACUGUGAACGCUUCAAAGUCGCCUGCUUUUUCUUGUUGAUCUAUUUCAGAAAUUAAUAACGGUCAAAGCGUAGAUAAACGAAAAAUUAAAUUUCAACAAGUCGCGUUUUACAAAAAUAAAUCACCAUGACUGGUGUGAUGGUGACCAGGACAAAGAAAAUCUUCGUAGGAGGGCUAUCAGCACCCACAACGCUGGAAGAUGUCAAGAAUUAUUUCGAACAAUAUGGACCGAUUGAAGACGCAAUGCUCAUGUUCGACAAACAGACCAACAGGCACAGAGGUUUCGGUUUCGUCACGUUUCAAAGUGAAGACAUAGUAGACAAAGUUUGCGAAAUACAUUUUCACGAAAUCAACAACAAAAUGGUGGAAUGCAAAAAGGCACAACCGAAAGAAGUAAUGCUUCCAGCGAAUCUGGCGAAGACGAGAGCCGCCGGACGCGGCGCCUACGAUUUCAUGUGGUCAUUGGGUGCUCUUCCUGACGGUUUUCCCGCAGCAUACGCCGCCUACGCGGCAGGACGUAGCUAUUCGGGCUAUCCUAGCUUCGGGCUACCAUAUCCUGCAGUGGACCUGACCAACGGCCAACUCACACCGAAUAACAACACACCGCUCCUCGCGCAAGCGCUCUCAGUGAUGAACAACUACCAAGCGGCAGCAGCCGGCUUCGGACCACCAGCGUCGCCGCACACGGCCGGCGGUAGAGCGGGGUUUCCCGCCGCUAGCUCGCCGGGCCCGGCCCUGGACGUGUACGGCUCCGCAGCGGACAGCGUCGGCUACGUGCAGGCCGCCAGCCCCCAGCCCUCUGGAUUCCCAGCCAUCGCUGUAAGCCGCGCGCCCCUUAACUACACCCCGGGACCCCUGAUUCCUGCGGCUUUCACCAACGGUUAUCAUUGAAAGUGUAAUAGCACAAAUAUUUACGUGGCGAGCGGCGUGGCGGCGCGUCUCGUGGCGAACCAGCUGUCAGCCGAGCCUGCAUCCCCGCCGUCUCCUCGCCGCAAGCGCCGCGGCCGCGCGCCGCACGCGCACGUCGCGCCACGCGCCACAACGGCGACGGUGAUCCAAUCCGUCCGGCCACCGCGCGGACCGAUCCGUCGACCGCGGCAUCUCAAUCUCAUACCCAACUCUCCACUCCGACCCCCUCCCCCUCCCGCUCCCGAUCCACAUCCCCCUCCGCGACCCCCGGCCCCCGACCCCUCCGCACCCACGCCCCUCGACACACCCUAUUGUAAAUAAUCUACUUUUUGUCGUGUGAACGAGAGAUAGUUUAUCGAUUAAACAGGUAUUUUUUCAAAAAAUUCUCGCUUCGACUGUAUCGUAGAUGUGUUGUCAAUAAAUAAUUAAACUAAAAAAUACAUUUCAUAAGAUAAAAGCAUCUAGACGGUUUAAUUGCAGGGAGGUGUAUCUUUAAAUAUUUUAUUAUUCAUAGUUAAAUUACAGUUAAGGUAACUUGCAUGUCUAUCCCUCGACGCGCGAGACUUUUGGUUCGUUAGAUAGCGACAAUCCAUCGGCAUGUACGAUCCGUGCCUAUCCUUCGAAUUUGAAUUUCGUGCUCUAACAUUUUCUGUAGGAAGUUUACGAUAACAAUAAGAUUUUUCAGUGUUUAUAGGGUUUCGGGCAGAGUUCGGCGCGUAUCUGUAAUAGCAAUAAUGUAACCCUUUCUCCGUGUUCCGCGUGAAGAGUUGACUUGGUAGAUAGCGGUAUAGGUCGGUAAGGACGGUCUGGGGCUCCGGGCGAGUCGCCGAGGCGCGGCUCCGCUCGCCGCCCGCGCCGCCGCCGGCCGGAGACAAUAACGCGCUCGCCGCGCCGCCACCAUCCUCGCUCGUCCACCGACACAUAUUUUAUUCUAUUUUUAAUAAUAAAUUCAAAUAUUAAAGUAAUUACUAUACUACUAUAUUGCGCAUAUUUUAUCUAUAAAUGUAAUUAUUUUCGCCUAAUUCGAAUUGUAUAAAAUCACCUCUUUGCAUCGAUGUUCUGUUUUGUAGCUGAAGUUUCUCGAUUACUUCCCUAUAAGACUACGUUAGUUAUUCGUAUACAUACUAUUACUUAUAUGUAUUAUGAUAUAAAAUUUUAUCCUAAGGAUAACAUCAUCAUUUUACGAUUCAUAAGGAAGUUUGAGAAGCUAAGUCGAAACAUUUCGAUAUAUAUCUCUCAUCUCGUUAAGAUAAUAAUUCGUUUCUAUCUUGUACCUUUGAAUGUAGGCAUUGUAAUUAUAAUGAAUACGAUUUUGUGCAUUACGUAAUUAAUAUUUGAUUAUUUCUUAACGUUGUAUUAACCUUAAUGUAAGAACCACUGUUGAAAUUAUUCACGCCUCCGCUACGUGCGGGGUCACUUCGUACUUAGAUCUAUUUCAAGUUUUAAUCAAGUAUAAACGAUAAAUUUUCGAACAUAAAAUGCAUCAUACUUUCGCAAUAUAGACAAUGUAAUAAACUAAAGACAGGUAUUUUAAGAAACAUCAAAACGAUCAGAGUCGUGGUAAUAGAGUAAAAUAUGAAGUCAAUUCAUUAAUACAUAUUCGUUAGGACAUAUUCGAUGACCACUGUCUAUUCGGCAACAGCACUGGGCGGCAUGCGCACGCGCCGGUACCGCCCGCCACGGGCAGACCGCGCGUGCGUGUGCGCCCGUCUCGACACAUGAGCACUCGGUUGCAAUCAUUCGUUAUUUAUUAUUAUUACUCAUUACAUCAAUUACAUUAAUAUUAUUAUAAAUUUAGAUAUUAAAUUUUAGGUAAUAAUAAUGAACAAUCUUUUAAAUGCUAUUAUUAUAUAAAUACGUUAUAAAUAUAAAUGUUUCCUGUUACAAAAUAUUGAAAAUGAUACGAAAUUAAUCAAUAUUCUUUUUAAAGGUAAUUUAUUAUUAUUACUUAUGGGUACGUAGUUAAUUGAAUAAAGGAUGUUUAACGGGGCGCGCCGGCCGCGAGCGGCUCGGCGGCGCGCUCGCUUCGCGUUUUUGUUUGCAGACAUGUUCGCUAGUCGCUCCACAGAACGUUGCGUGAGCUCGGAGCUCCGGCGCACGGCCCAGGCCAGCCUAGCUGUGUCGCCGAUCAGGAAACGCGACCGCAAUUAUGUUGUUAAUCGUUAGCUAGGAAAUUGAUAAUAAAACGAAGGUGUGAGUCUAUUAUAGGACCGUCGGAAAACGAUAUCAUACCAAACAAAUUAACGUAAUCAUUUGUUUUAUAUUUACGGUGUUGUAGGUAUUUAAGACAUUUUUUCUUAGAAUAUUUAAUUAUUAUGAAUUAUGAUGAAAUGUUAUAUUGUUAGGUCCGGGCCGGCGGCGGUGCGAUGCGCGCGCUCCGUUCCACCGUCGGCUUCUUCAUUCACUCUUACAUCCUCACUAUAAUUAUAUUUUCUUACCGACCUUUUUAAUGUAGGAGAAGCGUACACGGCCGCUUAUCCCCGUGCGAGUUCGAGUACAAACAUACUUAAUUAUUAUAGUGAGUGACGUUCGUUUCGCCCGUUCGUGAGAAGCCAUCGGUUCGCCGCGAUUGCACGAGACGAUUUAAGACAAAUACUAUUGUAUAUACAUAGAUAGCCGCAUGUAAAAAGACUUAGUCGAUACCAUCUGAUCGAUAUUAUUAGACUCAUUCGAGCCGUAAUCAGGAUUAGCUUGACGAAGAUAUUAGUUUCAUUAUUUUUAUGGUUCUUUAAGUUUUUGUAAGUUCCUUAGAGGUUAGAUCGAGCACUGGUCAUAACAUUAUCGCAUUCGAGAAUGGUUACCAUAUUGCAGUUGCGUCGAGAAAAGAGAGAGUGCCUAAUAAUAUUAUGACCGGUGUGUAGAGCUAAAUUGCCGCGGUUCGGCUUGCGAGUAAUCUUCUGUGCCGAGAUGAAAUCCCUCUGGUGAAUUUCUAAAACACCAAACAUGUUUGAUUACUCACAAACCCAACAACGACCGCUUCCUCUCGCUAUUGACAUUCGCGUUAGUUGAUUUCUUUCAGUCGCCAUUUUAGAGAUGUGUUCUAUAUCAAGGUAAAGACUACGUAAUAAUAAAUAAGCGAGAUCUCAAAUUAAUUUUAAAAAUUCUUUAUGUGAUUCUAAUAUCGUAUAAUAUCCAUCUAUAUAUAAAAUUAAUUAAAAAGAUAAUUUAUUCUAUUUUGUAUAAUACCUUUCUACAUUAAUUUACACUCUACUUAUAUUGUUAUUAAAGAUAAUAAUUAAUUUUAAAGGAAUAAAGUGACAGACUGGUAAUGUUCGUAGAGUCGCCGUGGCGGCCUUAGACAGUAGCUUUGCAUACUCGGCAAUGGCCAACUUAAUGUUCAAGGACCAAACGUAUAAAAUAUAUUCGCGUAGAACCGGACGCGCAUUGGCUCCACACGAACCGAUUCAAACUGUUCGGUAUCAUUGCAGCAUCAGAGCGUGUCUGUGAGAGUUGCGUUUGAGAAUUAAAGGCGGGCUUAGGCGACGCGCGCUGUGACGUCACGGACCAUCCGUGCCCGCUGACUUUGCGUCAAUCGAUUGCUACGUCACGAUCUUCAGCUGUAUUGAACGACAAACACCCCUUCUUUAGAUACUCUUAAUUUAGUUAUUUCAAUUCAUAGAUAAAUAAUUUACUGACAAGAAAGGAAUGAGAAUCGAUUCACAAGAAGUACGCGACACGCCUGCGGAAGGCGUCCGCGUCGGCCAGGGCGGCGCACGUGACGUCACGCCGCGCCACCGGCGCUCGCGCCUCUACCCCGGCAUCCCUCCCCGCCCCGCGCAACGCCGCCCGCUUCAUUUCGUUCUCGCGGUUACUUCUCGAUUACGUGCUUCGCGUGCUGACUGAUUUUCUAUAGCAAUAAAAAUCAAUUACCUAAGAUUUUACAUUAACGUAAAUUUGGAUUUAUAUACGUUCGAAUUUGGUGUCAUGUACAUUUAAAUUAGGAAAGAAGUUAAUGAUAGAGCGGACGAGCCGCGCUCUCGUCGCGGUUCCGAUGCGUUAUUUUCGUCAUUUCUUCGUGUAUAGUAUGUUACAAUGAAUCUGUAUACAAUAUGGAUAUAAAUCGUAUGAUGAAUAAAUUAGUUUUUAUGGCAUCUCUUUAUUAAUAAUGAUAAUAUCAAACAUUUUGUAAAAAGCGGUGGGUAUGUCCACCGCCCCGAUUUCGUGCACCCGUGCACUUUAACUUAUUGGAAUAUUACAUUAUUAUAACGUACAUAAUACUAUGAGAUAUAUAAUCAUACAGCCUCUCGGGGCGCGCGUGUAUGGCGAUGUAUGUAUACACAUUGUGCAAUGUACAUAUACCUAUUAUAAUACAAUGAUUUAAGACAAGGUUCACAUCGUGCCGUGUGUAUGUGGUAAUAAUAAAUAUAAUAUGGACAUUGUUCAAACA